AUGGAGAAUCGCGAAGGUGAGACCCAAAAGGCGGAGUCGGGCAAGAUGGGAUCGUUGCUACUCCUUAACGCUCUUAAAGCCAGUCCAACGUUAAAACAAAUGAGCAAAGGGCUCAUGUACGUGGAGGCACGAGUGAACAAGAAGCCAACCCGAGUAAUGGUUGAAGAUGAAGCUGUGAGACUUGGGGUAAAGUGGACCAAGAGAGAAGGUUGGAUGAAAACGGUGAAUGCAAAGGCACAAUCCGUCAAUGGGGUAGCUUCCGGGAUUGAGAUGCAACUAGGCAGUUGGAGUGGGCCAGUAAACUUCUCAGUCAUCCCCAUGGACGAUUUCAAAGUGGUGUUGGGUAUGGAUUUCAUGAGGCAAGUCAUGGCGAUUCCUUUGCCCGCACUAAGCUCAGUGUGCAUCCUCGAGAAAGGAUCACAGUGCAUGAUUCCAACCAUAGAAGAGAAGUCCUUGAAGAAAACAAGGAUGUGA
Arabis nemorensis is the source of this 474-nucleotide messenger RNA. The record is from the annotation of a GenBank genome assembly. Lineage: Eukaryota; Viridiplantae; Streptophyta; Magnoliopsida; Brassicales; Brassicaceae.